AGGCCAGGAGUUCAAGACCAGCCUGGCCAACAUGGUGAAACCCCGUUUCUACUAAAAAUAUAAAAAUUAGCCCCAUGCGGCCCGGGCAAGCCCAGUGUGGGCACAGUGGCCCCGGCCCUGGAAGCGCCCCGGCAGAGCCAGCCGCGGUGAGUGAGGGGCCGGGCCGGAGCCGCGGAUCCUUCAUGAUGAGAGAUUUGGGGACACUUCUCUCUCCUCUGUGUAGUUGAUAGUUUGGUGGUGAAGAGAUGGCUGACAGUGUCAAAACCUUUCUCCAGGACCUUGCCAGAGGAAUCAAAGACUCCAUCUGGGAUAUUUGUACCAUCUCAAAGCUAGAUGCUCGAAUCCAGCAAAAAAGAGAGGAGCAGCCUCGAAGAAGGGCAAGUAGUGUCUUGGCACAGAGAAGAGCCCAGAGUAUAGAACAGAAGCAAGAGAGUGAGCCACAUAUUGUUAGUAGAAUUUUCCAGUGUUGUGCUUGGAAUGGUGGAGUGUUCUGGUUCAGUCUCCUCUUGUUUUAUCGAGUAUUUAUUCCUGUGCUUCAGUCAGUAACAGCUCAAAUUAUCGAUGACCCAUCACUACAUGGAGAUGUUUGGUUGUGGCUGGAAUUCUUCCUCAUGUCAAUUUUCAGUGCUCUUUGGGUGCUCCCCUUGUUUGUGCUUAGCAAAGUGGUGAAUGCCAUUUGGUUUCAGGAUAUAGCUGAUCUGGCAUUUGAGGUAUCAGGGAGGAAGCCUCACCCAUUCCCAAGUGUCAGCAAAAUAAUUGCUGAUGUGCUCUUCAACCUUUUGCUGCAGGCUCUUUUCCUCGUUCAGGGAAUGUUUGUGAGUCUCUUUCCCAUCCAUCUUGUCAGUCAGCUGGUCAGUAGUCUCUUGCAUAUGUCCCUUCUCUACUCACUGUACUGCCUGGAAUAUCGUUGGUUCAAUAAGGGAAGUGAAAUGCACCAGCAGUUGCCUAACAUAGAAAGGAAUUGGCCUUACUACUUUGGGUUUGGUCUGCCCUUGGCUUUUCUCACAGCAGUGCAGUCCUCAUAUAUUAUCAGAGGCUGCCUUUUCUCUAUCCUCUUUCCUUUAUUCAUUAUCAGCACCAAUGAAGCAAAGACCCCUGGCAAAGCAUAUCUCUUCCAGUUGCGCCUCUUCUCCUUGGUGGUCUUCUUAAGCAACAGACUCUUCCACAAGACAGUCUAUCUGCAGUCGGCCCCGAGCAGCUCCACUUCUGCAGAGAAGUUCCCUUCACCGCAUCUGUCGCCUGCCAAACUGAAGGCUGCUGUAGGCCACUGAGUUGCCUGCCAUCCAAAUGGAAUGGGCAGGAUUGGAAGAAAGCUGUGGCAGCUCUUUUCCCUAUUCACCUCCCCCUGCCAGGGAAGGCAGGACCCACUCUGCCAAGGGCCCUCUGCAUAUUCCCUUCUCUCUGAGGAACUGAAAUUUUUGUCUCUGGUACACGUAAGGCAGAAUGUUCCCUGACACCAGUGUGUGGAUUUUUAACAUCAGUGUGAGUCUGAAAGGACCACAAGUUUUUCUGCAGCUAUUUUCUAGCAUUUGCCAGUCCUCGUGCCUGGACUAAUUUGAAUACUUUGUUUUUCUCCCUGUGCCAUUUACCCUUCCACCUUUCCAUCCUGCCUUCCACCACCCUUGGAUGAAUGGAUUUUGUAAUUCUAGCUGUUGUAUUUUGUGGAUUUGUUAUUUUCUUUUUUUUUCUGUGAAGCACAUACAUUGGAUAUGGGAGGUAAAGGAGUGUCCCCGUUGCUCCUGGUCACUCCCUUUAUAGCCAUUACUGUCUUGUUUCUUGUAACUCAGGUUAGGUUUUGGUCUCUUGCUCCACUGCAAAAAAAAAAAA
Chlorocebus sabaeus (green monkey) is the source of this 1827-nucleotide messenger RNA. The record is from RefSeq and is a predicted model, not a curated record. NCBI's taxonomy places the organism in Eukaryota, Metazoa, Chordata, Mammalia, Primates, Cercopithecidae.